This is a messenger RNA of Thunnus maccoyii (southern bluefin tuna), 1340 nucleotides long. RefSeq names its product mitochondrial ribosomal protein S35 (gene mrps35). Bases 40 to 1044 code for a protein of 334 amino acids. The record is from RefSeq and is a predicted model, not a curated record. Lineage: Eukaryota; Metazoa; Chordata; Actinopteri; Scombriformes; Scombridae. Gene Ontology annotation, biological process: mitochondrial translation. The transcript is spliced from 8 exons. Gene Ontology annotation, molecular function: structural constituent of ribosome. Gene Ontology annotation, cellular component: mitochondrial small ribosomal subunit.
CUUUUGUCCCGCACCAGCUUCUGUAGUCACUGCGAAAACAUGGCUUCACACACAAGCAAGGCAUUCCUGUCCUUAGGUCGAAUAAAUGUUCCUUGUUUUGGACUGCAGGGCUCUGUGAGCAGGGUCACAUACGCGACCGCUUUGACCAUAAAUUCUCCUCCUGGAAAUAAAGGCCUUCCUGAGAGAGGCGGCAGAGGAGCAUUUGGAAGAAAACCCAGGCGAGAUGCGGGUCAGCCCAGGACAGACAAGAUGCCAGUGAAUCAGGACUGGACUGCAGUUUAUCCAGCAGCAACCCCCUUCAGAGCGAACUCUGUCCCCCUACCUGUAAGGAUGGGCUACCCUGUGAGGGGAGGUGUUCCACCAGAGAAGAAGGGCAACCUGGAGCUGAUCAAGAUACCAAACUUUCUGCACUUGACACCAGCAGCCAUCAAGAAACACUGUGAAGCUCUGAAACCAUUCUGCACCGAGUGGCCGUCUGCCUUGGACACCGAUGCCAAAUGUGACCAGCACUUCCCUGUUAAAGUAGAAAGCACAGACUAUGUGUCUGCCGGCCUGUCUGUCAGAAACCCUUCCGCUCGUAUCGUUCAUCUCAGAAUAAAGCUGUCCAGUUUGAAUCUGGAUGACCACGCACGGAAGAAAAUGCUCAAACUCGUUGGGGAGAGAUACUGCAAAGAUACUGAUAUCCUCACCAUCAUAACUGACAGCUGCCCACUGAGACAGCAGAAUUAUGACUAUGCCAUGUACCUGCUAACUGUCCUUUACCACGAGUCCUGGAAAACGGAGGCUUGGGAGGCUGAGAAGACUGUGGCAGACAUGGAAGAGUACAGCUGGGAGGGCAGCCCAUCCCAAAAAAAUAUCUUGGACACACUAGUGCGCAUGAAGGUGGCAGGGGAGGAGGAAGGCGAGGAAGUACGAGAGCAGCUUCUCGGAAGAAGAGAGGUGCAGGAGUAUAAGGACUCUGUCACGAGGCUGAAGAACGAAGGAGAGAGCGAGAGCACCAUGCUCCAGUACAAAGAGGCUGUCAAGAAGGUUUUCAACCUGUAAUGUAUUUACACGAAGACAAUGACCAAGAGCAGCAAGGAUUAGACCUGUGAUUGGGUCAAAGGACAUUAAAACAUUUUCGAAUACUUGUAAAAAUACUUGUCACAUCUUCAACUAUAGUAUCAAUAACAUAUAGCUGAUUGUAGAUAAAUACUGUUCAGAUUCACAUCAGGAUAUAAAACCUCCAGAGUUCCAUCUAAUGUAUUUAUUUACCAAAGUUGAUUUACUGUCAUUGUUAUUUCAGGUGUAUGAUGAUGUCUUUAAUACAAAAAUAAAAACCUGAUGUGUGCUAUUGUGAA